Messenger RNA from Ogataea haglerorum, 1488 nucleotides. RefSeq lists its product as uncharacterized. NCBI's taxonomy places the organism in Eukaryota, Fungi, Ascomycota, Pichiomycetes, Pichiales, Pichiaceae. Bases 1 to 1488 code for a protein of 495 amino acids. The transcript has a single exon. The record is from RefSeq and is a predicted model, not a curated record.
AUGGAAGAGAACACCUCUUACAUUUGCAAAGUGGUCGAGAAUUUUGUGUCCGGUUUACAUGCUGCACCAGAUUCGAAGCUCUUGAAGUGUUCUAUCCUCCUUGUAGCCAGUAUCAUGCAAACUUAUACUAAAUUCCCAACACUUGCAGAGCGAUGGUUUGAAAUCAAAAAACCAAACUCAGACCCUUCUGAUGCAUCAAAAAAACGAUUCCCCACAUUUGACUUUGUUCACAGGUUCAUAAACUCCACAAUUUAUCCUCCACCAAGCGAGAAAUUCACGCUUCGGUAUCGGGAUAUACUGUUGGGUAACCUAGCUAGGCUCAUAGAUGUAUCUCAGCAUGCACGUCUCUAUUUCACCGAAUCCCAGCUGUGCGAGACACUCCUAAAAUACCCUUUAUCUUUACGAGAGCAGGAAAGCGAAAAUAGACUGAGAAGGGAUCCAGUAAAAAACCAGGUCACCACAGAGCUAUUCACAGAAACUCAGGAAUAUCAGCUUUACGUUUCAUCUCUCAACUAUUAUCUUGAUAUCAUGGAACUAAGCAAAAAUCCCGACUCGAAGAAUCAUUUCUUGCUGGUACUAGGCGACUUCUUUGAGAACCUGCUAGUUUACCACAAUAUAAACAAAAACAGUACCAUAGUAUCCAUUCUAUAUGAGGGACUGAAAGUAAUAGCUGAAAAACCGACAUUAAAAUCCUGCCAUACUUUGAUGACCGCUAUCAUCGCGAAUCCUUCAUUUCAGUCUAUGGUUUGGUGUAGUCUCUUAUGUUUCAAGGAAUCGGAACUAACAGGAACUAUUCAGAAAGCUGCUUCCAGAGUCACUCACAAAUACACUCUUGACUUUAUCAAAUUUAUCUAUUCAAGUUCAUCUCCGACGGUCCAAAAUAUGGUUUUCGUGAGAGCCCAGCCUUGUUCUGAAAAAGAAGAGUCUUAUUGGUUUUUGUCUAACGUCAGUCAAAUUUAUUCUCGGGAAGAGGACAUUCUCUUGGUAGCUACGAAAAUGAAGCAGUGCUUUGAUACCGCUUUACGUUCUAGAAAGUCGAUCAAGAGAGAAACCUAUUUGAAUGAGGAGUCACUAUUCUAUCAAGCGCUUGUUGUAAGACUCAACACUUUUUACUUAUAUGAUGCAACAGAGAAUAAGCAUUUUUUGAGUUUAAUAAUUACGAUAGUUCUCGAUCUGGGGGGAACUCCCUUGGACUACGAGGAAUCAUCGUUGCUACUUGCAUUAAAGAACCUGAUAUUCACCUCCCAAUUGGUUUCCACGACGAAAAAGAAACUCUUUACAAUCGACCCAGAAGGGCUUUGCUUUCCGUAUGAAAAAAUUCCAUCUCUGUUAUCGCUUCCCGAUUUGAAGCAUUGGAUAUAUGAUCAGAGAAAGAGCUCUGCGAAACUGAGAAUCAUAGCUAAGAUCUUUCCAAUGAACCAGGAAUUGCUUCGGAAACUUCUUCUCGAACUCUACUGCUAUAAAAAGGUAUUAGCGAUUGGAAAGUAG